Drosophila bipectinata is the source of this 911-nucleotide messenger RNA. It is a transcript of the gene saturn, whose product is annotated as saturn. NCBI's taxonomy places the organism in Eukaryota, Metazoa, Arthropoda, Insecta, Diptera, Drosophilidae. The record is from RefSeq and is a predicted model, not a curated record.
AGUAGUUGGGGAAAAUGUAUAUUCCUGGAAUUUUAAGUCAAGAUAACUAUAUGUUUUCGGCCCAGUUAUCAACAAAAUAAAUUGUUGUUCCUAGUCCACAUUUUUUAAUCUCUGGACAAGUCCUAAACAUAGCCCCUGUUGGCUAUAACAAUAUGUGGAAUUACUAUCAUAAGAAGGACUUUGAGACCUCGGUGAAAAUAUCACCAUUCUGCCAUACUUGGCAGUCCGUAUGCUGGGUGACUCUCAAGACUCAUGAAUGGGCCAAGUAUAUACUAUUGGAUCGAUCCGUGGCAUAUCAAGUGGCCUUCUCAAUGGUCAUAAUGGCCAUUACGGGCCUGGUAUCAAUAUGGUUUUGGAAAAGAAGACAGAUUGUUCCCAUUUCUGAAAUUCAUCGCCUUAGGGAGCGUGUUCAGUUCUGUAACCAUGAUAUGGCCGUUUUGCAAGAUACCCUUGACACGGCUCUGGAAAAGCGUUCCAGCACAGCUUUAGAGGUGGCGGAUGAUAAGCUAACCGAGGCUCUGCAAGAGCCGGAGGAAGAAACCCCGAAGCCAGAUCCCAUUCCUCCAGAAAUAGAGGCCACCAGUGAUUCCGAAACCCAGGAAGAGCCAUCUCAUUCAAAGGCUACAGAGACCGAGAAGGAGCCGGGAAAGUCUUCGAUACCCAUAAGGGUCGAUAAUAAACGCAAAGCCCCCAUUCGGAGUAAUAUUAAACCCACACGUGACCUGAAAGAUACAACCAUGGCUCGCAUUCCUGGCCAAACCCUAAACCUAAACCGUAAUCGAGUGCGUUUGGUCAAGUCCGCACCCUCAUAUAAGAGUUAAGAAUUUUACACCAAAUCUUGGAUAACUCAGAGAUUAAAAUACUAAACUGAUAAAAAAAAUAUGAUGGAAAUAUAAUUCUAUCUAAAAAUA